This is a messenger RNA of Cygnus olor (mute swan), 2788 nucleotides long. It is a transcript of the gene CNGA1, whose product is annotated as cyclic nucleotide gated channel subunit alpha 1. Gene Ontology annotation, cellular component: plasma membrane; intracellular cyclic nucleotide activated cation channel complex. Bases 493 to 2436 code for a protein of 647 amino acids. The transcript has 7 exons. Lineage: Eukaryota; Metazoa; Chordata; Aves; Anseriformes; Anatidae. Gene Ontology annotation, biological process: monoatomic cation transmembrane transport. Gene Ontology annotation, molecular function: intracellularly cGMP-activated cation channel activity; cGMP binding; intracellularly cAMP-activated cation channel activity. The record is from RefSeq and is a predicted model, not a curated record.
UGCUGCUCUCUCUCAUCAAAGCAUAACUCUCUCGGACGUACUGAAAUUUCUUUGGACAUCCAACCAAAGUUCCUCAUGCCUGGUUUUCAGGAUGUCACCUGUGCAUGAAUCUAUUUGUCCAUCCCCAUGAAGCAACUUUUGAGCCUUUAGUUCAAAUGAAACAGUGACAGAGGCUUUGAACACAAUUUCCUAAUUUUUUUUCCCAGUAUAUGUGAUCAGGAGAAAGACCUAAAUUAACGCGUUCUCUAAGAAGAUGUGUUGAGUGUUUUCUUCAUCAGCAGUUACCUGGUCACUCAGCGCACUGCAGCACCCACAGUGCCCUUUCUUGUCUGGUGGGAAUGUCAUGGGAAUACUGUUGUUGGUUUUGGGGGAAGCAAGGAAUUAAAGGACUUAUCUUUAGUGGGAAAAGGAUGUGUUCUGCUAGUUGUGAAAUGUCGUGAUUGUUUCUGAAAUUAGUUUUCCUCUCUUACCCAAGCUUAGACAGAUUUGACCAUGAAGGUAGGAGUGAUUGAGACCCAUCACUCCCAUACAGUUAUUCCCAGUGUGGUAGUGCAAGACACCAGUGAGGACCCUGGACUGAUGGACAAAGGGGAAAACAGGUAUGUUGGAUUUCGACAUCUACCUGGUGCAUUUGCGCACUACAACAUCAACAACAAUAGUAAUAAAGAUGAAGAGAAGAAAAAGAAAAAAGAAAAGAAGAGCAAGUCAGAAAAUAAAAAGGAUGGUGAAACACAGAAGAACAAGGAAAAGAAGGAAAAAAACAAAAAUAAAGAUAAGUCCAAGAAGAAGGAAAAGAAUGAAGAGAAGAAGAAAGAUAUUUUCGUUAUUGAUCCAGCAGGAAAUAUGUAUUACAACUGGUUGUUUUGCAUCACAAUGCCCGUCAUGUACAACUGGACGAUGAUUAUUGCUAGAGCCUGUUUUGAUGAGCUUCAGAAUGACUACUUAGUGGUAUGGUUUAUUGUUGAUUAUAUUUCUGACAUCAUCUAUAUUGCUGACAUGUUUGUACGGACAAGAACAGGUUACCUGGAGCAAGGUCUUCUGGUGAAAGAAGAACAAAAGCUUAGAGAGAAAUAUAAGAGUUCCUUACAAUUCAAAUUAGAUUUUCUGUCAAUCAUACCAACUGACCUCUUAUACUUUAAGGUAGGACUGAAUUACCCAGAACUAAGAAUAAAUCGACUACUUAGAGUAGCUCGGAUGUUUGAAUUCUUCCAGAGAACAGAAACAAGGACAAACUACCCAAAUAUCUUCAGGAUCUCUAACCUUGUCAUGUACAUCGUGAUUAUUAUUCACUGGAAUGCCUGUGUGUACUACUCGAUCUCAAAGGCUAUUGGAUUUGGGGCUGACACGUGGGUCUACCCCAACACUUCCCAUCCUGAAUUUGCCCGUCUGGUUAGAAAGUACGUCUAUAGUCUCUACUGGUCAACACUGACCCUGACUACUAUUGGUGAAACGCCCCCUCCUGUAAGGGAUUCUGAGUAUUUCUUCGUGGUUGUUGACUUCUUGGUUGGAGUAUUGAUUUUUGCUACCAUUGUUGGUAACGUCGGUUCUAUGAUCUCCAACAUGAAUGCUGCCAGGGCAGAGUUUCAAGCAAAGAUUGAUGCUAUCAAGCAGUAUAUGCACUUUCGGAACGUAAGUAAAGACAUGGAAAAAAGGGUUAUAAAGUGGUUUGACUAUCUGUGGACAAACAAAAAGGCUGUGGAUGAAAGGGAAGUCUUGAAGUACCUGCCAGACAAACUAAGAGCAGAGAUUGCAAUCAACGUUCACCUUGAAACACUAAAAAAGGUUCGGAUUUUUGCAGACUGUGAAGCUGGUCUGCUGGUUGAACUAGUUUUGAAACUCCAGCCACAAGUAUACAGUCCUGGGGAUUAUAUUUGCAGAAAAGGAGAUAUCGGACGAGAAAUGUACAUUAUCAAAGAAGGCAAACUUGCAGUAGUCGCUGAUGAUGGAAUUACACAAUUUGUGGUCCUAAGUGAUGGCAGCUAUUUUGGAGAAAUCAGUAUUCUUAAUAUCAAAGGUAGCAAAGCUGGCAAUCGAAGAACAGCCAAUAUUAGAAGUAUUGGAUACUCAGAUUUGUUCUGUUUGUCUAAAGAUGACCUCAUGGAGGCUUUAACAGAGUAUCCAGAUGCAAAGGCAAUGCUAGAAGAAAAAGGCAAGCAAAUCCUAAUGAAAGAUGGGUUGCUGGACAUUGAACUUGCAAAUUUAGGAAGUGAUCCUAAAGAUCUGGAAGAGAAGGUUGCUUACAUGGAAGGAUCAAUGGACAGAUUACAAACAAAGUUUGCCAGAUUGUUGGCUGAGUACGAUGCUGCACAACAGAAACUGAAGAAAAGACUUACACAAAUCGAGAAAAUAUUGAAGCCAGUUAUAGAGCAAGAAUUUGCAGACUUGGAAGAACUAGAUCCAUCUGCAGAUAAACCUGGAGCGUCAAAAGCAGAAUAAAAACCUAGAGGUUGCCUGUAAGACUUAGGUUCAAUCUUGAAUGGGGCUGAAUACAUUCAUUUCUAAUCUUGUAGGACCUGACAAUCGCUUAUGAAAAAUGAUUUGUUGAAGUAAUGUCACUAUUUCCCUACAAGCAACACAUAUGUGUCAGGUUUAGGAAAGAAAAAGAAGAAACAAGAAUGGGGAUGGAACAUAACACCUUCCUCUUUACACAAUACCAUUGUACAGCAAAUGCAUUCUAUCUGUGCAUGAAUAGGGAAGGUUUUGCUGACCAUUUAAAAAUAAUUUCUUCAUGUCCAUUUAUGCAAGGAAGGAAGGAAAAGUUUGGUAACAAUUGUAUUAAUUAUUUGAA